Molecule: messenger RNA, 3134 nt
Organism: Fusarium verticillioides 7600
Lineage: Eukaryota; Fungi; Ascomycota; Sordariomycetes; Hypocreales; Nectriaceae
Product: mannosyl-oligosaccharide alpha-1,2-mannosidase
Exons: 2
Coding region: 846-2381 (511 amino acids)
Biological process (GO): carbohydrate metabolic process; N-glycan processing
Cellular component (GO): membrane; endoplasmic reticulum
Molecular function (GO): mannosyl-oligosaccharide 1,2-alpha-mannosidase activity; calcium ion binding
Source: RefSeq, a predicted model, not a curated record
CGUGCCGUAAAGUAAAAGCUACCACAAGCUCCUGAUUUCGGUUCUGUCUGUAUUUCUGUCCUUUAUUGACUCUGGUUGUUUCGUCUCAAGCUUGAGACUUCUGUUGCCACUUUCUUUGUCCACUGCUUCCUUACUUGCGACCUGUACAUAAUACUUCUUGUCCUGUCUUGCACUGUGAAUUCUAGCGUCUUUUCGAGUCAUUUGCUCUCACUCUACCUGGCUAGUCCCACUUGGAACUGAAAACACCAAGUCAAUGAUUCGAGAUCCGUUCAACAUCCACCGAACCACAAGCACCUUUGGACGCCCGCAAUCUCGAACCAUUCCUGCGCCGUCGCGGGCCGAGGCCGAUGAAGUAGCUAUGGCCUUCUCUAUGCCCCGAACCGUUCCGUCCUUCGAUAGUCGUCAACGAGAGCUUGAGGAUCGAUUCUGGGGUUCUGGCCAGAGAUCCAACAAGUCGGAUCGACUCCCAAUGUACAAAGACAAACCUUAUGCGUCGCCAUACGACGAUGAAGACAAACCCUUUUGGAAGCGCAAGAAGUGGAUGGCCAUUAUUGCCUUUGUUGUUUUGACAUUAAUAUAUUGGACUGGAUCUUCGAAGAAACCCUCCCAGAAGCGAACGGUGACGACCGAUUGGAGCUACACAGGCUUGUCCAAGGAUGAUAGAAAGGCGAAUUGGGAUCACAGGAGAGAUCGUGUGGUCGAGGCAUUCGAGCUGAGCUGGGAUGCCUACAAGCGAUAUGCCUGGGGUAUGUUUGGCCGAAUAUCUGGAUGGGAUUCAAAUUGGCUGACCGAAGAACUCGACAGGAUUCGAUGAAUAUCACCCGAUUAGCAAGACGGGUGAAAAUAUGGCACCAAAGGGGCUCGGCUGGAUCAUAAUCGACUCUUUGGAUACUAUGAUUCUCAUGAACCUUACAUCUCGUGUCCAAGACGCUCGUCAUUGGAUCUCGGACUCCUUGACAUGGGAUCAGGAUCAGGAUGUCAACACCUUCGAGACGACGAUUCGAAUGCUGGGUGGGCUUCUAAGUGCACAUUACUUAUCCACUGAGUUUCCGGGGCUUGCGCCACUGGCCGAGGAUGACGAGGGGGCAGCCGGCGAGGAUUUGUACCUUGAGAAAGCUAAAGACUUGGCCGAUCGUCUCAUGAGCGCAUUUGACUCCCCAUCUGGUAUCCCAUAUGCGAGUGUCAACCUUGCUAAGUUCGAGGGUAUCCCCUCACACGCAGACAUGGGAGCGUCGUCGACGGCGGAGGCCACAACUCUCCAGCUUGAAUUCAAGUACCUCGCGAAGCUCACAGGAGAAAGGGACUUUUGGGACCGUGUGGAAAAUGUCAUGAAACUUGUCGACAACCAGGGAGCUCAGGACGGCUUGGUCCCCAUCUUUAUUUAUGCAACCUCGGGCGAGUUCAGGGGUGAAAACAUUCGUCUGGGAAGCCGCGGCGACUCAUACUAUGAGUAUCUUAUCAAGCAAUAUCUUCAGACGAACAAGCAGGAGCCUAUCUACCAAGAUAUGUGGUACGAGGCGCUUCAAGGCGUUCGCAAGCACCUCGUUACAUAUACUUCGGACUCCAAGUUCACCAUCAUCGGAGAGCGACCGAAUGGAUUAGAGAUGCCACUUAGUCCGAAGAUGGAUCACCUUGUGUGCUUCAUGCCCGGUACAAUAGCAUUGGCGGCCACAGAAGGUCUCACCGAGGCUCAGGCACGCAAAUCGCCGACGUGGUCGAAGAAGAACGAGGACGAUAUGCAGCUGGCGCGAGAAGUCAUGGAGACAUGCUGGGGAAUGUACAAGUACAUGGCAACAGGGCUAUCGGCCGAAAUCACCUACUUUGAGAUUGACAACCCGCCCGCGGCUUACGGCAAUCCUCGAAAUGGUCCAGUUAAUUUCGACCCAAGUCCAGACGCGGAGUGGCGUAAGGACUUUACUGUCAAGUCUGGCGAUGUCCACAAUCUUCAGCGACCCGAGACAGUCGAGAGUCUGUUUUACAUGUGGAGGAUCACCAAUGACAACCGAUACCGGGAAUGGGGUUGGGAGAUGUUCAAGUCUUUCAUGAAUCACACAGCUGUGCGAAAUGGAGGAGGCUUUACAAGUCUGCGCAAUGCCAAUGUUGUCCCUCCUAAAGUGCGGGACAACAUGGAGAGCUUCUGGUUGGCUGAAACAUUAAAAUACUUUUACCUCCUGUUCUCACCUCCUGAUCUCCUACCUCUGGACAAGGUCGUUAUCAACACCGAAGGACACCCACUGCCUCGCUUUGACAUGGGACAGUUAUUCUCCACAGGAUGGAAGAGAAAGCCAAGAGACGCCAAUGGCAAGAUCAUCGCUACGGCCGUCAAGGCAGAAAGUCAAGAGAAGGAGGCCGUUAUGCAGGACGCCAAGAAGGUGAAUUAGAGCAGCUGAUACCGUGUUUCCGGUGAUUGGAUGCUGUGAAUAAGCUUAAGUGAUAUAGGGUGGCGAAGUUCCGUUGAGCGUAUGUAGCAUUUGUUUAACAUAUCAUACUGUUUGAGCAUGGGCAAAGACUUGAAUAGAAGCCCGAAGCCUUGGUACUAAAUGUACGGAGGUAUUUUCUCGAAAUCAUCUCCGUUCUGGUCAAGACGGAUACUCUUUUCGUGGCUUUGCAGCUGCCUUUCUGGUCCAAGCUUCAAGGAAGACAGGGUUGUGACGUUCUCGAAAAAUAUGGUUCGAUGGCGAGCAAAACAAGGAGGCAGAUAGGAAAGGAUCCGCUUCCCCGUGUUUCUGUUCUUGGCAUAUGAUUGUAUUUGCGAUAGGCCCUGGAUUACCAUAUCUAAGGUAUGCACCGGGACCCAUGAGGGCUAGAACGUGAGGGAGAACGAAUGGAUUUCCUUUUGUCGGGACCGAGAAGAGGGUAGACGCAGUUGGCCGAUGAAUGGAAGGGCCCUCGUAUCAGGGCUGAAAUGAAUUGGGAGAGGGAGGGACGGGAGUGUGAUAGUCAAACUAAGUGGUGAGUGCACCUGCUGGAGAUGGUAUAGGUGGGUUGCUUGGGAAGACAGGGGUUGCAGCUGUUGGUUGAAGGAUUACCUUUAGUAGCUUGUGAUUUAUUUUCGAUACAGCGUUGGGCCAUGGUGUGUGUAUACUGGCCAACAUCUGGUGUUUUGUCCCUCGGAGAUCUAAGAUGGAAUCCAC